AUGAAUGAAACUGGGCUUCGGAGGACACUUCCUGACCAGACAUCAGGGAGUGGGCACACCUUUGACACUUCGCACCACCCAAGCGUCACCAACACCAUCUUGUCAAAGCGGGUCUGCUUCUACAAAAGUGGGGAUCCUCAGUUCAGUGGCCUUCGAGUGGUCAUCAACAACCGGACCUUUAAAACUUUCGAUGCGCUUCUGGACAGUCUUUCCAAGAAGGUUCCCCUGCCAUUUGGAGUACGGAACAUCACGACUCCUCGAGGGAUUCAUGGCAUCAAUGCUCUAGACGAGCUGGAGGAUGGGAAAUCAUACAUCUGUUCCGACACCAGGAAAGUCAAGCCCAUUGACCUGGCCCUGGCCCGGAGGAGGCUACCACCUUGGUACCAUGCGAGACCUGUUAGUUCUCGCCACAGGACAGCAAGGUUAUUCCCAGGCAGAAAAAACAUCCACAGAGAUGGCAUAGGGGUAAUUCGUACACCCAAAAAACUUGUGGUUUUCCGCAACGGAGAGCCCUCCAACAGGCAUGUUGUGGUGCUACACAAGAAGACUACACCAAAUUAUGAGUCUAUCCUGGGACACAUCUCAGAGUUGAUGCAGUUCCAUGUGAGCAAACUACACACUCCGGAUGGACGACGGAUUGAUGGUCUUCCAGGUUUGAUUUUGUGCUCUGGAAGUGUGGUGGCUGUAGGCAGGGAGCCUUUCAGGCCUGCAGUGUAUGGUGCAGCUAAAUCUCAAAGUCCAACAAGGAGACCUACCAAGCAAAGGGCUUAUAAAAGACAAAAGACAUCAGUCUCCAAAAAAAUGACACCUUCAUUUUCUUCAAAGUCUAGAAAUUUCUCUGCGUCGUCUGAGAGAUACAUCGUCCAUCAGAUUCACAACAGUGUUGGCGAGAGCUCCUGUGACCUACCAAUUAACUCCAUUGAGUCGGGUUCAGAUCGAAUACUGGAGUCUUUGGCAAAGACGGAGGAGGACACCUGUCUCAGCAACGGGAAUUGUGAUGAAGGGCAGGACAGCGUUCUGCCCAAUGAUGACAACAUCGAGAAGUCCUUUCGGGUGAAUCAGGAUGGCAGCAUGACGGUGGAGAUGAAGGUGCGACUGACGAUUAAAGAAGAGGAAACUGUUCACUGGACGACCACCCUGACACGUUCAGUUGUUGCAGAUCAGGCUGAUGUGGCAUGUUUGCCAGAUCCAGAGCAGGAGAUUUGCUCAAAUCAUUCCCAAACUUCUGCCACUUCCACAGACAUUGUUUUUAAGGACAGAACCACAGACGGCAAUGACGAUGAUCCACCGUCACUUGGAAAUGGAGUUGUCAGUGACACUUUUCAGGACGAGGAUGAGGAUAAAGACCACAAUGGGUCUUUGCCAUUAUCAAGAAGAGCCCCCACCCCAGGGUGCAAGAAAAUAAGCAAACUCCGAGCUUCUGUGGAGAGCAUUAAAUCUGUAACUGUGGAUGAGAUUGGAGAAGGAAAGACUGGUUCUUAUAUUUUCAGAGAAGAGACAGAGAACAGGACAAUAACAGAGCAGUUCUACAUGGAGAAUCAGAACAGGACAAAACCAGUUCCCAAACCAAGACGACAUGGCUCUGAGGACUCAUCGUUAUCUUUCAGCUACGACUCAAGCGGCGUUAUAACCACAGAACCUGAGGGAAGUAGAGUCAGAUCCAUCAGGGAAAUGUUUUUAGCAAGGAGUGACAAAGACAUCCAACAGAGUGGCUUCCUGAGUCCCAACUUAUCAGAGCAAAGAGGAGAGACCUCAGGCAGUGGAGGUUAUCAGUCUCAGACCUCCAGCGACCUGUCAGGCGCUGAAGAUGACUCAGCACGGAAAUCCAUCUCAAAAGGCUAUGUGAGGAGGGCAAUCGAAAUGCUCUAUGGCAUAAAAGACCUUGAACCCGAGGAAGGCAGUGAAAGACCCCUUUCAGAGCCGGAUCAGACAAAGAGGGAACCUUCAAACAUAUUUUCACCAUUCCAUGCAGCUAGAUCCAAAGCAAUGUCUGAAUUAUCCUACUUCAAUUCCUCCACUGCGCUGGACAUCUUCACUGAAGCAACAAAAUGCAUUGCUUUCAAUGCACAAGUGGGGCCUGGAGACAGUGUUCCUAUUGAUAACGGACGUUGGCUCCUUAGAGAAAACACAUCGAUGAGAAAGUCAAUAUCAGACCCAGCUGGAAUAAACAAAGCCUUUACAAACACAUUUCACCUGGACGAAUUACAUAAAGACACAAUAGAGAAGACUCCAUAUUCACUGUUCAGUGCAAAGCCAGAGUUAGAAGACGAGACCAAAUCCCAGCCUGGAAAGUGUACCUACUUCUCCCUGCCACAUGCCAGCGAAUCCGAGGUGUAUCAGGAGGAAAUGAGCACUGUAAGCAAGAGCAGCAAGACUGAAGACAGUGAUGAGGAGACAAAGGACGCUUCAGAGAAGAGCAAAACAUGGGCAGAGAGAAACGGCACCUUGCCCAGCAUUGGUGUUGCAGACUUUAAGAUGAAAGACAAUAAAGUGCACCCACUGGUGGAGCUGCCAUCUGAUGGUGAAGUUGUGGUGGUGCAGCCUGGGAAAGGUCGAGUUGUUAAUAGAAGAAUUCAAGAGCCUGAUGUUUUGGACUUGCUGUACUCUUUCUGUGGGGAGCAUUGUCCCAUACUGUGA
Gambusia affinis (western mosquitofish) is the source of this 2637-nucleotide messenger RNA. RefSeq names its product oxygen-regulated protein 1. Lineage: Eukaryota; Metazoa; Chordata; Actinopteri; Cyprinodontiformes; Poeciliidae. Gene Ontology annotation, cellular component: axoneme. Bases 1 to 2637 code for a protein of 878 amino acids. The record is from RefSeq and is a predicted model, not a curated record. The transcript is spliced from 4 exons. Gene Ontology annotation, biological process: axoneme assembly; retina development in camera-type eye; intracellular signal transduction.